UGGCGGGAGCGGGGCCGGGGCACUGCGGCGGCGGCGGCGGCCCCGCACCGGGCGGGGGGCGGGUCCUGCACCUUCCCCGCCGCAGCGCGGCGCCGCCUCCCGCCCUCGCCCGCCCGCCCGCCCCGCCGCCACACCUCCGCCCCGGCGGCGCGGCACCCGCUGCCCCGCUCCGCCUGCGCAGCCCGGCCAUGGAGCAGGGGCCGGCGGCGGGGUCUGCUCCCGCCGCUGCCGCCGCCGCCGCCGCCGCCGCGGGCACCGGGGGUCUGCUCCUGCCGCUGAGCGAGAGCGAGCAGCAGCGCUACUCCGAGCUCUUCUCGCGGUGCUGCCCGCCCCCCGAGGCGGCCGCCGGGGGCAGCAGCGUGGGCGAGCUGUUCCGGGCCUCCCAGCUGCCCCCGGACACGCUGCACCAGAUUACAGAAGUUUGUGGAGCCAAGCGCGUGGGUUAUUUUGGUCCUGCUCAAUUUUAUAUUGCUUUGAAGUUAAUUGCGGCAGCACAGUCAGGGUUCCCAGUACGGAUUGAAAGCAUUAAGAAUGAACUGCCUCUGCCGCGGUUUAUGGCGCUGAAAAAUGACAGUGAAGUACGUUAUGGAACUCCGACAGAACUCCAUGGAGUUAAAUUUCAGGUUCCACAUGCAACGUUGGAAAAAAAUUCCUUCAAAAGAACAGAUGAAGGGGACAAACAGGAACCCAAGUCUCCACCGAUGUCUCCAAUCUGCUCACCUCCUGCUUCUCCAUCUACUUACCAGAGAAUACCCUUAAGUUAUGGAUAUGGUAAAUCAAGAAGUGGGCUGGAGCAGCAGCAUGGAGCUACUUACGAAGUCAGACACUCUGCUCACCAGCAAGAUGGACUAUCAUCGGGGAAUUAUGGAACCAAACCUGCACUCCCCUGUUCAACUCUUAAUCGGUCUCUUUCAGCAGAGCGGGAGCAGCAGGACAGCAGCGCCCACUACUCAGAUGACCCUUGGAGGAUAACAGAGGAGCAGCGAGACUACUACAUCAACCAGUUCAGGUCCCUGCAGCCCGACCUGAACUCCUUUAUUUCAGGUUCCGUGGCAAAGAAUUUCUUCACAAAAUCAAAGCUGCCCAUCCCAGAGCUUUCUCACAUCUGGGAGCUGAGCGAUGUGGAUUGCGAUGGGGCGCUGACACUCCCGGAGUUUUGUGCCGCUUUCCACCUUGUGGUUGCGAGGAAGAAUGGUUACCAGCUGCCAGAGACGCUGCCGGAGACGCUGCUGCCUGAGUACCUUCAAGCAGCUUCUUUGAAGCCCAUGCGUGACUGCGCUCUGUUUGAUUCUUAUUCUGAGUCAUUGCCAAGUGGUCAGCAGACUCGGGACUUUGGUCGGACAGAGAAGGCAUCAGCUGAAGACGUACCUGAUAACUCGGCCCUGUUACAAGAUGCAAAGAAAGGUGACAAACAAGCUCUUAAGGUAAGCACCGCUCUCAAAACGAUACCAAAGGAAUUUCAGCACUUGACUGUGAAAACAGCUGCUCAGGAAUCUAAUGCACUUAAAGCCAGACCACGAUCCAGGUCUUACUCUAGCACAUCAAUAGAAGAUGCUAUGAAAAAGGGAGAAGAGCCCCCUACUCCACCUCCAAGGCCACAGAAAUCACAUUCCAGAGCUUCCUCUUUGGAUCUGAACAAAAUAUUUCAACAAAACACACAAGCUGUGAGGUCUGGCUGGCUGCCCCCACCACCGCCUGCACUGCCCCCUCGACCUUCUGUAUCUCAGACAGAGCAAGUAUCUGAGGUUGAAUUACAUCCUCAGAUGAAUAGACCCCCGUCGCAGGCAGAAGAGAACAGUUCAGCAAAAAAGGAGGUUGUUCUCGCUCAGCCGCCAUCCAAACCUGCCCGCAGGAAGCUCCGGACGGAGGUGCAGGGGCUGGAGACCCCUGAGCUUUCUCCCACUAUAAAUGUGACUUCUUCCCUGCCAGCAGUCAAGCCUCACCUCCCAGUCCAAAAACAGUCUUCCAAGCAGAAAAGGGCUAUUCAGACUGCUAUAAGAAAAAACAAAGAAGCCAAUGCUGUGCUCGCCAGGUUGAACAGUGAGCUCCAGCAGCAGCUGAAGGAGGUUCACAAGGAACGAAUUGCCUUGGAAACGCAGCUGGAGCAGCUACGUCCUGUCACCGUCUUGUGACCUCCCGCAGUGCUGUGCAGCGGCAAUAGCAGAGCACGCGUCCUGACAGCCUUGCAAGGAGAGGAAUGCGGCGCGGCUGGGCAGAGCUUCUGCUGAGGUGGUGGGGGGGACCGGCUUGUCGGGUCUCCCUUCACCCCGCUGCAUGCACUUGCCUUUGUAGGUGAAGAAGGUACAGAAACCAAAUAUCUGACUGCCGGAUAUUUCUGAGCGGGGAGGAUGCUUCGCCUUCUUUCCUCCCUCUUCCCAGCCUAAUGUGUAAAUACAGUUUAUUGCUGAAACGAAUAAGCUGAGAGUAUUUUAUUUAUGUAAAGAAUUCCUGAUUUAUAUGCGUUCUGGCAGCACCUCCUGCCCGAUCAUUAAGAGGUACAGCAUUUCUGAAUCCUGGCUUAAAUUUAAAACUCAUCCUCUGAGAUGGGCUUCUGGAUGUUACUGAUUCCUGUAGGGUUGUAUUAUGGUAGAGUACCUCUGGGUUUAAUGUACUACAGGAAUAAAACUCUCUAGACGUACAGAGUCUUUAUCCGCAGUCACAUGUCAGAUAAUUAUUUUCUUAGCACUGUUUAUUAUGCAAUCACAGAUGUAUUUUAAUGUUACAGAACUCGUAUUUUAUAAGUCCAAAUCAUAUGAGAGAACAGUAAAUAAUACUAAAAAAUUUAAUUAUUUUGGAAAUUACAAAAAACAAAAUCUGUUUUUUGAGCUAUAAUGUUUCAUAUCACCAGUGUUUGAUCAACUGCUUGCAACUGCCAGUGUCUCUGCAUACUUUUAGCAUGUUUGAGGUCACUGGUUUAUAGCUUUUUUCUUUUUUGUCGUCUUUUUUUUUAACCAACAGUGUAUUUCUAACAAGAGGUUAAAUAUGCAUUCUGGGCAUUUUUAUAAAAGCUGUCUAUGUACAUUUGUAUUAGUCUGCUUUGUUGUCUUAAUAGCUGCUGAUGUGUUUUAAGGAUGUGUACAAGAACUGAAUUUCCAAAAGCUGAAAGAUAGCAGAAGUGCUAUAUAUGAGGUUAUAAAAUGUGUGAUGGAAAUAAUUGCCCUCUACAACAGGCUUUCAUUAAGGUUCCUUUGCACCUCACUGGAGAUGCUACUGAUAGGAUGAAGCUACUAAUGCCCAUCUGUUUUCUAAAGGAAGAAGGAAAGAUUAAUUUUUUUACCUGGGUGUGAUCAGGCCAAGUGAAUUCCAUGGCAAUUUUUUCCAUGGAUGCAGUGGUCAUCGGCUUCAGUCUCAGUUCUCACCGUGGAAGCUGGCCAACUAAUGUUGCUUUAUUUCUUGGGCCAACACUCUUGUAUUGGGUGACUUCAGACAUAACAGUAUCAGCCCUGCUCCCUCCAUGGAUAUGAUGUGCGCUUCAUUGCAAGGGAACGUCACCUACCUGUUACCCGUCUUAAACAUGAAGCUGCACGUGUUUCAUAUCCUGUUGUUCACUGACCUAAUUUAGGUGUACGCGUUCGCCUUGCAGAAACAGCGCAGCAGUGUUUUACUGUUGUCGGUGUGAUGCUGUAGGGUGGCUGAGAGGGAGGAGCAGCAGGUUUGAAGCAGCUGGGUAGCCUCCCUUCAGAGUGUAUCGUGGAAUGGCUGUGGUGGGGUAACAGAGGACACUAGAGCAGCCAAACGCUUUGUUUAGAGAUGAGAAAGACAUCAAUGGGAAUGUUUGAAGUGAUGAGGAAACAGCCCACUUUUGCAGAAAGGGAUAUGGAUGUGGGACGUGGAUCCAGAAGCCCGAAGGCAAAAUAAGCGUUUGCAGAAUUGUUACUGAAAAUCUGUUUUUGGCACGCAUUGGUUUUGAUUCAACGGAGUGUCGCUAUGUCAACAAGCAACAACCGUUUCUCUGGAUUUGGGACUUGUUUUCUGUGGCUGUUGCAUAGCUGGGGUCAGACGGCCAUUCCUGGUCAGUGACAAAAUGUGAGAGCUGCAGACUUUUCCAGCAAGCUGCAAAACAGCCAUUGCCCCCCUGCUGGUAGUGGUAAAGUUCAGAAGUUAUCGUCGUUUAUUUCAUACGUUCAUAACACUGAGUCAUGUCUGAGAUUUUAAUGAGGUUAAGCGCUCCCUCUUUGUUUGCUUCUUAGUUCUUGUAUUGUCGUUUGGUUAAGAAGCUCCUACUAUUCAACAGGAAAUAACAACGGCACGUUUGGUUUUUGUUUUGUGGUGAUUUUUUAAGGAAAGGUUUUCAGUGAUUGCAAAGAAGUGUGGAUGUUGCAUUUUUAAGGCAGUGGAGGACUUUUUCAUGUUCGAUAGGAGCUUCCUCUAGAAUAAUCCCCCAUUUAUUUCUCUUGAGCUAUUCAUGGAAUAGAUGCUGUUCAAAGGAAGAGUGGAAGAGUCUGCUUUAUGUGUCCUUUUCAAAUGUCUCCCUUCUAACAUACAUGGGUCUUUUUUUUCAUUCACUGGAAGUUAGAAUACUUGGUUAGCCAAGAAUGAAGUAUUUACUCAGUUGUUACCUUACCGCAGGACUUAAUGAAUUUAAAAUCUAACCGUCCCUGCAAUUUUAGGGGUGCAAUCAAAUGCCCCACUCAGCUUCAAGACCCAGAGUGUGAGUUGUUUUGUAUUCUGUUUGGUGAAAUGUUGGCUGUGAUGACGAUAUGCUACUUCACAUAGACAGUGAAGUGAAAUAUUCAAGGGAAAAUGACAGCGGGUUAUACAUACGAUGCAGGAAGUUAUUCUUUUGUGUAUCUCCAUAGUUAAGCAUUCAUGGUAGCCCAUGCAAACUGAAAAAGUGUCUGUGGGUUUAGGGGGCUGUUAGCAUUUUGAGAGGGAGAGGAGAAGGCAUCGUGAAGCUAUAGACACUGCUUCCAGCAGUUCCUCCAUGCAGCUGUGCUCAUGGCUACUAUUAAAAACCCCAGCUGAUAAAAAUUCACAUCUAAUUCCAGUACCACAGAUUUGCUCAAAAAAAUAUAUUUCCUUUGGAAAAAUGUGGGUACAGUGAAGUCGUCAUUUCUUGCAGAAACCUUUACUUUCUGAAGCUUUGGAUGGCAGAUGCUCCUAGACCCAAGGCAGACCAUGUGGUCAGAAAGGGAGACAGCACAAGCAGUUUGCUCAAUGUUCAGGGCACUUUCUUGAGCUACAGGAGAGCGAUCAACUUUAAGCCUCCAAUGUGCCUGACCCAGAACAGCAGCUAGGACCUGCCUGUCCCAGCUUAUGGCCUGACCAAGGAGCGAGAGCAGCUUCCCACAUGUGAGGUCUCACUCUCCUCUGUUCACGGUUUCUGUAGGUAUUUAUGCAGAGCAGAACAUGCCCAGCAAGAGGGGAUGACUGGAACAGGACCUGGAGCACGGCUUCAUCUCAGAGGAGGCGUAGACUAUGAGCCUGGUGCCCCUUCCUAAGUCCUCAAUUUCACGCAGCUAGUCUGGUUUGGAGAACUAAAUAGUUUUGUCUGCAGGACAAGACUAGAUGGAGCAGAUAAGGAUCCCUCUCAGUGUGUGUGUGUUAAGUGUACGCUCACACGUCUUCUUUUUGAUCAUGCAUUUCUUUAUGGAUCUGUUAAUGUUCAUAUCACCUGAUACCUUUCUAUGAAAUAUUUGUUUCAAUACACGGUAAUUCAGUGGUGAAAAAAGAAAAAUGCCCAGCUAAGUGCAGUGACUGGUUGCCUUUGUAGAUCAAGUAAUUUUUAUUUGAGCCUUUAUAUAUAAAUAAUGACCUGGUAAUUAAGCAAUGCAAAGAGUUUCCAUUUCAGAGGCGUUCCUUUAAACAAACUGCCUGUGAACAAACAGUAAUGCUUCAUGAUCAAUGUUCUUCUCCUAGUUAUUAAAUUUGUACUAGGAUGCAGUGGAAACAUUACCACCUCUUUCCAGUUCUCUCUUCCAGAGAGUUUUGCUGAUGUAGCAAAAAUGUCAGUGAUUAGUGGAUUCAGCCCUGUUAUUGGUAAGUUGGUGAAUAUCCUUUUUAACUCAAAAGAUUACCUCCAAACUGUUUUAUGUGUGUGGCCGUAGUUUUGCUGCUGGGAAUUCUGUAUCCAUAUCAGGAUAGAGGCUAUCAUCCAGACAGUCCCAGCUUGACACUGCCACGGCUAACCAGUGCAGCAUGGUGAUGACUCGCAUGGUAAAACGACCCCAAAGGGAUGGUUGGGACUUGGAACCCUUCACAGGAAGCAUUUAGGAUGGGCAUGAUAUGAAAAUUGCCUUGUGGUGGUAUAUAAGCUGCUUUCCUCCCAGCUGUGCUUCCAGAUCAGGAGAAAGACUGUAAAAGUUGCUGGCCAGGGAAUGAGGGGCGUCAGUUUUCCAGGACCAUCAACCCUUCGGCCUUCAGCACACACGGUCCUUGACAAGAAAAUACAUGGGGUUAUAAAAGAAGGAAGGAGGCCCUCAUGAAGCCACAUAUUUUAUUGACUAAAGAGUAAAAGUACAUUUUUCGGGGGGGGGGAAUCACAGUGAUGUAGUACCUUUGAGAAGAGAUGAUGUAUUUUGAAGCUUUUUUUCAGUUAUCUUCAUGAUAAUGUGCUAUGAAUAUAUGCAUUAUGUUUUACUCUGUUACUGAUUUUUUUAUAUUAAAAAGUUGUAUUGCAAGCAUUAUCGUUGUUAAUCUAAAAAAAAAACCCUGAGGCUAUUAUAUAUUUGAAUUUUAACUUAUGAAGUAGAUAGCCAGAUUAAGCAAUUUGUUUUCACAGCUGCAGACUGUCCACGUGGUAAGCUGCAAAAUGUAUAGUGUUCUAUACUGUGCCCAUCUAAUUUUGGAAAAUGUACGUGAUAUGGAGCUGGGUGCUACAUUAAAAUAAAAGCGGCCAAUAACUUCAAA
Messenger RNA from Phalacrocorax carbo (great cormorant), 6849 nucleotides. The record is from RefSeq and is a predicted model, not a curated record. Lineage: Eukaryota; Metazoa; Chordata; Aves; Suliformes; Phalacrocoracidae.